CUCUUUUACUGUAGUUGCAUUACACCCAGCCAAUGCUUGGAUAAUCGUUCAUUAUUACGUUCUUUUGUUGCCUUUCUCAUACCCGGUUCUCAUAUGCUUGUUGCUUGAGCUCUGAGAGCUCGACAGCAUCAUGUUGUUCGCUCAUUUCGCUUUCCUUGUAUCAUUUCUGGUCUUUGGGAGCCUCAGCGUAGCUACACAGACCCCGCCAUGUUUGGUGUCUGCCAUGAGGUCUCAAUCGGAUUCUGAUAACCUCCAAGAUAUUUGUGCGACGAACGUAGGCAAGGUUUGGGCCAAGAUCGUGGAGUUUUGCGGGGAUGAGAGACAAUUGGCUCUGGAGCAGUUAAAAGACACCUGCACAUCUGCAGGUUACGCAAUUGCAUACCUACCAACAACCUCGUCCGGCAUCGCAUCCCCAUCCACCGCUCUUUACAGCCCGACCAAGCCUAGCUCCGUCAUAGCUAGUUCAACCGGUAUCUCCACUUCGAGCUUUGUCCCCGAUGCCAGCUCUAGUGCUUGUCCCAGCACUCAUCCUAACGAGACCAUUUCGUUGGGAUCGGCUGACCGUGGCGCGUCUGCUGCUGCGUUUGCGGCCGUUGUUUUUGUCGGAUUUGCGGCGACGUUAUAG
This is a messenger RNA of Aspergillus costaricaensis CBS 115574, 625 nucleotides long. RefSeq names its product putative GPI anchored cell wall protein. The record is from RefSeq and is a predicted model, not a curated record. The transcript is spliced from 3 exons. The coding region runs from base 131 to 625 and encodes 164 amino acids. Lineage: Eukaryota; Fungi; Ascomycota; Eurotiomycetes; Eurotiales; Aspergillaceae.